Molecule: messenger RNA, 2416 nt
Organism: Ananas comosus (pineapple)
Lineage: Eukaryota; Viridiplantae; Streptophyta; Magnoliopsida; Poales; Bromeliaceae
Product: ankyrin repeat-containing protein ITN1
Exons: 4
Coding region: 184-2148 (654 amino acids)
Cellular component (GO): plasma membrane
Molecular function (GO): protein phosphatase regulator activity; protein phosphatase 1 binding
Source: RefSeq, a predicted model, not a curated record
CCGUGCCACUCUCUCCUCUCUCUCUCUCUCUCUCUCUCUCUCUCUUUUCCUCUCCGUCCAUGUCUCGUUCCUCGUUCCCUCCUCCCCCUCCUCUGCAAAUCCCUAUAGGGCUUCUUCGCCCGUAGCCUCCUCGAUCCGCGCCUAGGGUUUCAUCUCCCCGCCUCCGAGGUCGCGACGACGACGAUGGGCAUCGAGAUCGAGAAAGAGGGAGAGAGGGACCUGGAGAUGGGGUUGGCGAACCCCAGCUCGCCGUCCCCCUCGGCGAAGGCGCCGUCGCCGGCUCCGGUGCGCGUGCUAUCCAACUCCGGGAAGCGGAUGGACCAGGGGGCCUCGCCGUCCCCCUCCCCGGCGCCGGUGUUGGUGCUGUCGAACUCCGGGAAGCGGAUGGACCAGGGGGCCUCGCCGUCCCCCUCCCCGGCGCCGGUGCUGGUGCUGUCGAGCUCCGGGAAGCGGAUGGACCAGGCGUCGCCGUCGCCGUCGCCGUCUCCGACGGCGGCGGCCGCGACGGCGCCGGUGCUGGUGCUCUCGAACUCCGGGAAGCGGAUGGACCAGUCGGCGGGGAAGAAGAAGUACGUCAAGCAGGUGACGGGGCGGCACAACGACACCGAGCUCCACCUCGCGGCGCAGCGCGGGGACCUGGCCGCGGUGCGGCAUAUCCUGACCGAGAUCGACGCGCAGAUGACGGGAACAGGGGCGGAGUUCGACGCCGAGGUCGCAGAGAUCAGGUCGGCGGUCGUCAACGAGGUCAACGAGGUGGAGGAGACCGCACUGUUCAUCGCUGCGGAGAAGGGGUUCCUCGACAUCGUGGUUGAGUUGCUCAAGCACUCGGAUCGGGAGAGCCUUGCUCGGAAGAACAGGUCGGGGUUUGACGCGUACCAUAUCGCUGCGAGAGAAGGCCACCAAGCAAUUGUCCAGGUACUUCUGGAUCACGACCCAAGCCUUAGCAAAACAUUUGGUCCGUCAAACGCUACUCCCCUUAUAUCCGCUGCCACAAGAGGUCAUAUUGAUGUCGUCGAUCUGUUGCUAGAAAGAGAUGCUGGUUCAAUCGAACUUUCAAAAGCUAAUGGAAAAAAUGCUCUACACUUUGCUGCUCGCCAAGGGCACGUGGAAAUUGUUAAGGCUUUGCUUGCGAAGGACCCGCAGCUUGCCCGGAGGACUGAUAAGAAAGGACAAACAGCUUUGCAAAUGGCAGUUAAGGGAACAAGUAGUGAAGUUGUCAAAGCUCUUGUGGAUGCUGAUCCGGCUAUAGUGAUGCUGCCGGACCGAGCUGGGAACACAGCGUUACAUGUGGCAACAAGGAAGAAACGGGCAGAGAUCGUGAACGUUCUGCUCCUCCUUCCUGACAUCAAUGUGAACGCAUUGACCAGGGAUCAUAAAACUGCCUUUGACAUUGUAGAGGGCCUCCCGCUCUCCGAAGAGUCCGCCGACAUUAAAGAAUGCUUAGCUAACCAUGGUGCUGUUAGAGCCAAUGACUUGAACCAACCCCGUGAUGAACUCCGAAAGACCGUGACAGAGAUCAAGAAGGACGUACACACCCAGCUCGAGCAAACCCGAAAAACCAACAAGAACGUCAACGGGAUAGCAAAGGAGCUCCGCAAACUCCACCGAGCUGGCAUCAACAAUGCGACCAACUCUGUUACUGUGGUUGCAGUACUCUUCGCCACAGUUGCUUUUGCAGCCAUCUUUACUGUUCCCGGCGGAAACGAAAAUAAUGGGGUUGCCGUUGCCGUCCAAACUGCGUCCUUUAAGAUAUUCUUCAUAUUUAAUGCUGUUGCCUUGUUCACUUCUUUAGCGGUUGUGGUUGUUCAGAUAACCCUAGUGAGGGGGGAGACGAAGGCCGAGAGGAGGGUCGUGGAGGUCAUUAAUAAGUUAAUGUGGUUGGCCUCUGUUUGUACAACAGUUGCAUUCAUCUCUUCUUCUUAUAUAGUGGUGGGCCGGCACUUUCAGUGGGCGGCGGUGCUCGUGACUCUGAUAGGGGGAGUGAUAAUGGCGGGGGUUUUGGGAACAAUGACUUACUACGUGGUGAAGUCGAAGCGCACCCGGUCUAUUAGAAAGAGGGAGAAAUCCUCCAGGAGGAGCGGCUCGAACUCGUGGCAUCAUAAUUCCGAGUUCUCCGACUCUGAGAUCGAUAGGAUCUACGCCAUUUGAAGCAAUUUCUGUUGCUGAUCAUUUCAUGCCUACUGUAUUUAUAUGAUGCCCUAUGAGCUAAUGGUGUUCUUUGUGUAUGGCCAAGCUUAAAAAUCCAUGAAAAAACUGUUACGUUGUUCCUAAAUCUGUAGCUAAAUAUCCCUUAUGUAUCUCUAUGAAUGGAAACUUCAGUAAAUUAAAUUUAUGUUCCCGAGAUUAUAAGACUCGGAUCGGUAAAGACGAAGGUGAGUUUUUUUUUUUUACCUCGAGAAGGGUGCAAGUGAUCAAA